This is a messenger RNA of Papaver somniferum (opium poppy), 1695 nucleotides long. RefSeq names its product 7-deoxyloganetin glucosyltransferase-like. The record is from RefSeq and is a predicted model, not a curated record. Gene Ontology annotation, molecular function: UDP-glycosyltransferase activity. NCBI's taxonomy places the organism in Eukaryota, Viridiplantae, Streptophyta, Magnoliopsida, Ranunculales, Papaveraceae. The transcript has 2 exons. The coding region runs from base 327 to 1580 and encodes 417 amino acids.
GAAGGGUUCUUCUUCUCCAUUGUCAUUCCACCUGCUUGCUUAUUGCAGAAGAGAUGAAACCUCACGCUGUUUUCAUUCCAGUCCCAGCACAAGGUCAUGUAACUCCGAUGAUGACACUUGCUAAGCUUUUCCACUCCAAAGGAUUUCAUGUAACCUUUGUCAAUACAGAAUUCAAUCACCAGUGGUUAAUAAAUUCCAGAGGAGCUGAUUCUGUAAAAGGUUUACCUGACUUCCGGUUCUAGACAAUCCCCGACGGUCUUCCUCUACCUGAAGAUUUAAAUGCUACUCAAUACGUUCCAGAUCUCUUCCGCGCUCUCAGAGACAAUAUGCUAUCACCCUUUCGGGAUCUAGUCAAAAAGUUGAACGACAACAGCAAGAAAAGUUUAUCGUCAACAUCUUCUGAGGACAUCCUACCUCCUGUUACAUGCAUCAUUUCGGAUGGGAUGACGCGUUUUGCUCUCAAAGUUGGUGUGGAAUUGGGUAUCCCAGUAGCUCAAUUCUGGACUGCUAGUGCAUGUGGACUCAUCUGUUACUUACAUUUUGCUCGACUCAUCGAAAGAGGUCUAGUACCACUGAAAGAUGAGAGUGAUCUAGCAAAUGGGUACCUAGACACCAAAAUUGACUGGAUACCGGGAACGAAAGAUAUCCGUUUAAGGGAUUUUCCUGGUUUUGUUCGGACCAUGGAUAUAAGCGACAUCAACUUUGACUAUUAUAUAACAGAACUUGCAGGCAUGAAUGAAGCUACAGCUUUGAUUAUCAAUACGUUUGACGCUCUAGAGAAGGACGUUUUGGAUGCACUCAAGUCUGAUCAGUUAUCGCUACCUCCUCUUUACACAGUUGGUCCUAUACACCAAUUACUUCACCAUGAUGUCACAGGAGAAAGUAUGAAAAACAACUCAGGUCCAAAAACAACGUCUAUAGGGAUCAAUUUAUGGAAAGAAGAAACUGAAUUUCUUAAAUGGCUUGAUUCGAAAGAACCCAAAUCAGUUGUCUAUGUUAACUUUGGAAGCAUCACUACAAUGACAGCGCAACAGCUUAUCCAGUUUGCUUGGGGAUUAGCUAAUAGCAAACACCCUUUCUUAUGGAUAGUUAGAUCGGAUAUUGUAAAAGGAGACACCACAACAUUGCCACCGGAGUUUGCAGAUGAAACCAAAGAAAGAGGCCUCUUAGCUGGUUGGUGUCCACAAGAAAAAGUAUUAAAUCAUCCGUCUGUAGGCGCAUUUUUGACACACAGUGGUUGGAAUUCAACAAUAGAGAGUGUUUGUGGGGGAGUUCCGGUGAUCUGUUACCCGUUUUUCUCUGAACAACAUACGAAUUGUAGGUACUCGUGUGUUGAUUGGGGAAUCGGAAUAGAGAUUGAUCAUAAAGUGACAAGAAUUGAGGUUGAGAAGUCGGUGAAAGAACUACUGGAAGGAGAAAAAGGCAAGGAAAUAAAGCACAGAGCCAUGGAAUGGAAACAAAAGGCCGAAGAUGCCAUUUCACCUGGUGGCUCCUCCUUUGCCAAUCUAAAUCAAUUAGUUAAUGAAUUGUUAGAAACAAGUAAGCAAUCAGGAGGAAUAAGAACCGGUAGUGUCGCCUAGGAAAAAGAGUGUGUCGCCUAGCUGUAUGGUCGCCUAAUGAAAAGCGUGUAGAUGUGUCUCGCCUAGCUGUACGCAUUUUUAGCCAUCAUAAUUCUCAUGAUCCGCAUGGUUUUCA